Chinchilla lanigera (long-tailed chinchilla) is the source of this 4519-nucleotide messenger RNA. It is a transcript of the gene Ggcx, whose product is annotated as gamma-glutamyl carboxylase. The record is from RefSeq and is a predicted model, not a curated record. Bases 108 to 2384 code for a protein of 758 amino acids. Gene Ontology annotation, molecular function: gamma-glutamyl carboxylase activity; vitamin binding. The transcript has 15 exons. Lineage: Eukaryota; Metazoa; Chordata; Mammalia; Rodentia; Chinchillidae. Gene Ontology annotation, biological process: peptidyl-glutamic acid carboxylation.
CGGCCGAUGCUGACGUGUCUGGAGGCGGGGUCUAGGGCUGCAGAGUGUUGGGGCUCCACCUGCUCGCUCUGGCCUCGGCGUCCACUUGCCUUUGCCCCAGAGGAGCGAUGGCAGCGCGUGCCCGGUCCUCGCGGGCCCCGCCCGGCUCAGAUAAAGUGCAAAAGGACAAGGCUGACCGGGCCUCAGGACCCAGGCAGGGCAGCCGAAUGGGGAAACUCUUGGGUUUUGAAUGGACAGACUUGUGCAGCUGGCAGAGGCUGGUGACCCUGCUUAAUCGACCCACAGACCCGGCAAACCUAGCUGUCUUUCGUAUUCUCUUCGCCUUCCUGAUGGUGCUGGACAUCCCCCAGGAGCGAGGGCUCAGCUCCCUGGACCGGAAAUACCUGGACGGGCUGGAUGUGUGCCGCUUCCCCUUGCUGGAUGCCCUGCGCCCGCUGCCCCUUGACUGGAUGUACCUUGUCUACACCGUCAUGUUUCUGGGGGCACUGGGCAUGAUGCUGGGCCUGUGCUACCGGCUAAGCUGUGUGUUGUUCCUGCUGCCGUACUGGUAUGUCUUUCUUCUGGACAAGACGUCGUGGAACAACCACUCCUAUCUGUAUGGUUUGUUGGCCUUUCAGCUGACAUUCAUGGAUGCGGACCGCUACUGGUCUGUCGAUGGCCUGCUGUGUGCCCGCAAGAGGAAUGCGCAUGUGCCCCUCUGGAACUACGCCAUGCUGCGGGGCCAGAUCUUCAUUGUAUACUUCAUUGCGGGAGUGAAAAAGCUGGAUGCCGACUGGGUGGAAGGCUAUUCCAUGGAGCAUCUGUCCCGCCACUGGCUCUUCAGCCCCUUCAAACUGGUGUUGUCCGAGGAGCUGACUAGCCUGCUGGUGGUGCACUGGUGCGGGCUGCUGCUCGACCUCUCCGCGGGCUUCCUGCUCUUCUUUGAUGCCUCCAGACGCAUUGGCUUAUUCUUCGUGUCCUACUUCCACUGCAUGAACUCCCAGCUCUUCAGCAUCGGUAUGUUCCCCUAUGUCAUGCUGGCCAGCAGUCCUCUCUUCUUCUCCCCUGAGUGGCCUCGGAAGCUGGUCUCCCACUGUCCCCAAAGACUGCAAGAGCUGCUGCCCCUCAAGGCUGCCCCUCAGCCCAGCGCUUCCUGCGUGUAUAAAAGGAGCCGGGCCAAAGGCAGCCAGAAGCCGAGGCUGCGCCACCAGCUGGGCGCCGCCUUCACCUUGCUCUACCUGCUGGAGCAGCUCUUCCUGCCCUAUUCCCACUUCCUCACCCAGGGCUAUAACAACUGGACCAACGGGCUGUAUGGCUACUCCUGGGACAUGAUGGUGCACUCGCGCUCCCACCAGCACGUGAAGAUCACCUACCGUGACGGCCGGACCGGCGAGCUGGGCUACCUCAACCCCGGGGUAUUCACACAGAGCCGACGAUGGAAGGAUCACGCAGACAUGCUGAAGCAGUAUGCCACUUGCCUGAGCCGCCUGCUUCCCAAGUACAAUGUCACUGAGCCCCAGAUCUACUUUGAUAUUUGGGUCUCCAUCAAUGACCGCUUCCAGCAGAGGCUUUUUGACCCUCGUGUGGACAUCGUGCAGGCCGUCUGGUCCCCUUUCCAGCGAACGCCGUGGGUGCAGCCGCUCUUGAUGGACUUAUCCCCUUGGAGGACCAAGUUACAGGAAAUCAAGAGCAGCCUAGACAACCACACCGAGGUGGUCUUCAUUGCAGAUUUUCCUGGGCUACACUUGGAGAACUUUGUGAGUGAGGACCUGGGCAACACCAGCAUCCAGCUGCUGCAGGGGGAGGUGACUGUGGAGUUGGUGGCAGAAGAGAAGAACCAGACCCUUCGGGAGGGAGAGAAAAUGCAGUUGCCUGCUGGUGAGUACCAUAAAGUGUACACUGUGUCUGGUACUCCUUCCUGCUACAUGUACAUCUAUGUCAACACUACAGAGCUCGCUCUUGAGCAAGACCUGGCAUAUCUGCAAGAAUUAAAGGAGAAGGUGGAGAAUGGAAGUGAGACAAGGCCUCUACCUCCAGAGCUGCAGCCUCUCUUGGAAGGGGAAGUAAAAGGGGGUCCUGAGCCAACACCUCUGGUUCAGACCUUUCUUAGACGCCAACAAAGGCUCCAGGAGAUUGAACGGCGGCGGAACACUCCUCUGCACGAGAGGUUCCUCCGCUUCUUGCUGCGAAAGCUGUACGUCUUUCGCCGAAGCUUCCUGAUGACACGUAUAUCACUUCGAAAUCUAGUAUUAGGACGCCCUUCUCUGGAGCAGCUAGCCCAAGAGGUGACUUAUGCCAACUUGCGGCCUUUUGAGCCCACAGGAGAAUCAAGUCUUUCAAACAGAGAGUCUUCUAAUCCUAACUCUCCUGAGCCAGAUUCCGAUCCUACCCAUUCAGAGUUGUGAGGGGCCUUCGAUAGGUGCAGGUGUGAGAGCAGCCAGUCAUAGGCCGAGUACCUAUGCAAUGGACAUCUGAGAAAAUUAUCUCAGAUUUUUUUACAUUUUUUUUCUUUCACAAUGCUUUUUGAGAUGAUAGCUUAGAGGAACCAAGGAAAUAAAGCAAAGAUAAGAUUUUUCAAUUCAAGAUUGAGGAACCAUAAGGAAGAAACAAUGAGAUGUUCUUUUAGGAUAAAGUUUAAACUGAACAGCUCUUUAGGAAAAGAAACUUCUCAUGUGCUUGCUGAGUGCUAGGCACUGUGUGAAGCAGUGUACCUCUUAUCACACUGGAACCUUUGUGACAUGGUCUUGCUAUGUAGUUUAGGCUGGCCCUGAACAUUCAGUGACCCUCUUUUCUUGGACUCCCGACUGUUGGGAUUACAAUCGUGUGCCACUGUGCCCGCUACCACACUGAACUGGUAACAGACAUGAAGUCUCUUUAUACUUGGAGAAACUAAGAGGUAAAAUAAUUUGCCCAGACAUCCAGCUAGUAAGGAGUGGACUGAUAGUUUGAGCUUAGGUCUGUUUGACUUCAGAUCUUGCACUAUGUGGCUUGUAAUUUUCACAACUGGUGACAGUAAGUCUGAAAUAAUGUAGCUUAAAACUUAAUAGGAUGAGGCAAGGAGGAUCUUUAGUUCAAACCCAGCCUGAGCAAUUUAGUGACAUGGUGAAACCAUCUCAAAAAAAAAGAGCUGGGAACUCGGCUCAGUGUGAAGGCCCUGGGUGCAAUCCCUAGCACCCCACCCCCAAAAAACACCUCAGAAUUUAAUCGUAAGUAAUGACUGGGGGGCUGGGGAUUUAGCUCAGCAGCAUGGCGCCUGCCCAGCAAGCGCAAGGUCGUGAGUUCGAUCCCUGGUACCAGGGGGGGAAAAAAAAGUGAUUAGGGUAGCAAUCAGCUUCUAAAGGCACAAAAAUUUUCUCAGCACCAUAACUGUUUCCUUUUUUGUUCCUGUUAUUUAUGUGGCCAAUUAGGUUUUUCAUUACCAAUUAUCCACCCAAGAAAGUUAAGCUUAGUUAACAGCAACUUUAUACUUUGACCAAGCAAUCAAUUCUACCUCUUCAACCUGUUUUCAUUCCCACUGCCUGUCUCUAUUCUUUCAGUCUUUACCCUGGACUCUAUUCUACUUAGGGGUAGACCAAGGCAGGGUCACCGUGUUUGGACCUGGCUGAGCAGGGUGGUCAGGUCCUCUAACUCAGUGUGGGUUCCUGAUGAUCACAGUAUUAUAGAGUGCCAUCACUUGUAAGAAUGAGAGCAGCACUGCUUUUCAAUCCUCAUAAUCUUUUUGUCAAGCUCCCUACCACUGAGCUGCACUGCCACCCUUGCUCUUACUCAUAGCAAUGGUAAGCUAAGUUCAGCUAUUUCCUAUUUCCCUGUUUUGACCAGUAAAGGAGUGCUCCCAUUUUGGAAAGCCUCUCACAGAAAGUAACUUGUGGGGUAAGGAAGCUGCCUUCCCAUUUGGGUGCUACCUCUUGAUUCAUUUUUCCCCAAGGUAAAUGCUGUGGCAAGGUGGAGAUGAUGGGCUCAUAUGAAAAACAAUUCCUUGAUAGACACGGUUGUUACUCAUAUUGCUGGAAGAAUCGGUCCCUCCCUGCGCAAAAACUUUUUGCCUGGCAAUGAGCCAUCAAUGUCCUCAUAGCCAGACCUUACUCCAGCGUUUCUCUUUUUAUUCUUAACCAUUUUGAAACUUUAGAAAAGCAAAGGCAAUCUUUUUUGGCAGUACUUAGGGUUUGAACUCAGGGCCAUGGCACGGAGCUACAUGCCCAGGCCCAUUUGAGACAGGGUAUCACUAAAUUGCCCAGGCUUGGCUCAAACUUGCCAUUCUUCCAGCUCAACUUCCUAGAGUGCUGCAAGUACUAAUUUUUUGAUGUACACAUUCAUAAUUUACAUUCCUUUUUUUGUGCCCCUAUGUCUUAUGGUUUUCCAGCUAUUUACCAUCACUGCUGUGUCCUGUCAUUUCAUGCCUUCACUGUUUUGCUUUUCUCACCAAUCCACCUUCACUGAAUAUACAUAACUUUCCAGAAGGGGCACACAAGCUCUGUAUGUAAACUCUCUUGAGAGCUAAAGACCUUUGUUAUUUAGGAAAUAAAUCUUGGCUUCAAGUUUA